Molecule: messenger RNA, 870 nt
Organism: Musca vetustissima
Lineage: Eukaryota; Metazoa; Arthropoda; Insecta; Diptera; Muscidae
Exons: 3
Coding region: 1-870 (289 amino acids)
Source: RefSeq, a predicted model, not a curated record
AUGCAUCGGCAGUGGUUGUCACGUUUGGAAGGUGAUCAAGCAGCAGUAGCUCCGCCAGCACCGCCGGCAGCCAUUGAAUUUGACAACGAUAUACAAUUGGAUGAUAACGACAACAAUGAUUUUGAUAUUGACCUGAAUGCUCAGCAUGAGGAGUCCUUAGCCGCAAGUGCAGGAAAUGCCGCAUUAUCAGCUAACCAAGAGCAGCAGCAGCAACCGCACAGUCAUCAACGAUCAUCAUCCACACUAACAGAACAGCAGCAGCAGUCGCAAGAAUCAUUAGAUAUUUCCCCUUCAGGAUCGGCUGGUACUUCAGGACAACAACAACAACCACCACCACCAACAACACUGCCUUUGUUGCUUUAUCAACAGCCACAACAACAACAACAACAAACUGAAGAAUCUAAACAUUUACCGCCGUCCUACGAUCACCGAUAUCAUCAUAAUCCCCGCUCAUCGUACCAUCAUCAACACCACCACCACCAGCAGCAGCAUCAUUCAGCAUCGUCUAGCAGCGCUGGUUCUGGUUAUCCCUACGAAUUUGGUACAACUAAAAACGGUACCAACAACAACAAUAAUAACAACAACAGCAGCAGCGGCACCAGCAACAAUUCUACAAUGUUCGCCCAGACUAGCAGCAGCAGCAAUGCCGAACGCAAUGGUUCCACAGAUAAUGGUGGUGCAACCACCAGCAAUGGUGGGGUCGGCGGCAGCGGCAGCAACAAUGAACCAGUUGUCGAUCGUCUAAAAUUACUUUAUCCGAAUGUCAACGAAAACGAAACACCAUUGCCACGUUGCUGGAGUCCACACGAUAAAUGUUUGUCAAUUGGUUUGUCGCAGAAUAAUUUGCGGGUCCAUUUUAAAGAGAGAUGA